AAUCUUAAAGUUCGUAAGCCUGAAAUAUCAGUGCGACCUAUUGUUGUUUCAAUCAAUGCAUCAGCAAGACAAAUAUCAAGUUUUUUAGAUCAACUGCUCACUUCAAUUUAUAAUUAUGUAACAAAAGAUAUAACAUUUAUUAAUAGUAUCGAUUUGAUUCGAAAAUUAAAAGACUAUACAGAAAAAGGUUAUCUUACUUCAACAACAUUAUUUGUUACUUUUUACGUGACCGAUUUAUAUACAAUAAUACCACGAGAUGGUGCUAUUGCUGCUUUAAGACGAUUUUGUCAAAAAUAUUCAAUUAAUGGAAAAAUUGGAAACCUCAAAAUAGAUACUGUCAUUAAAUUAGCCUCUGUUGUUUUAGAUACAAAUAUAUUUGCUUACAAAAAUAAAUAUUAUCGACAAAUUAAAGGUGGAGCUAUGGGUUCACCAUUUACUAUGGUUUUAGCAAAUAUUUAUAUGUUAGAAUGGGAACAAAAAUUAAUUGCACAUCAAAAUAGGCAUCAUGAAAUUUAUGGCCGAUAUAUUGAUGAUGUAUUUAUGACUACGAAUUUAACAAAAGAAGAAAUUUUACAACAACUUAACGAAACAAUGAAAACAGAUCCAAACAUUAAAAUUACUAUUACAAUAAAUCAAUCCUUAGAAUAUCUUGAUGCAACUAUUGAAAAUAAUAAUGGACAGUUAAGAACAACUAUUUAUCAUAAAUCAGCUUGGGAACCUCAUAUUCUACCUAAUGAAUCUGAUCAUCCACGACAUAUUCAUGCAAGUAUAAUUUAUACAAUGUUAGUUAGAGCAGCACGUCUUUGUUCCACUGUGGAAGAUUUUGAUAUGAAACGAUUAAGUACAGAAAUGAUAUUAUUAAUUAAUGGUUAUCCACUAAAAUUUCUACAACAACACAUGAAAAACUUCUUUAUCCAACAUGAUGCUAUGAGUGUGUGGAUUGAACUCAAUAGCGAAGCAUAUCAACAGCCACAUAAUGCAUUACUUUACAAACCAACACGAAGAGAACUUAAAUCCA
Molecule: messenger RNA, 1018 nt
Organism: Rotaria sordida
Lineage: Eukaryota; Metazoa; Rotifera; Eurotatoria; Philodinida; Philodinidae
Source: the annotation of a GenBank genome assembly